Linum trigynum is the source of this 414-nucleotide messenger RNA. NCBI's taxonomy places the organism in Eukaryota, Viridiplantae, Streptophyta, Magnoliopsida, Malpighiales, Linaceae. The record is from the annotation of a GenBank genome assembly.
AUGGGACAAACUGCGCUCCGAUUACGUCAAAAGAAAGGAGGGGAAAGAAUUCCGAACCUGAGGGACAUCGAUUGGCUGAUUGAGCUCGCCGGGAUUAAUCUCGAGUGGGGCUUGUUCUUUAGCGUGAAUUCGUACCUAGCGCCGGCAAGGGAGGAGGGCUGGCUCGCGGCCGACGGAGGGAGGAAGGCGGGGUCGAUGUUCCAUCAGAUUAGGGCUCGCCAGGGCGACGAGGGUGGAGGCGGCCGGUUGUCGCCUGGCUGUUGCUGGUGGCAGGGCGACGAGGUGGAGGCGGUGGCUGGAGGUUUUUUGCGCCGCUGCGCGAGAAGGGGGAAGGGCGGAAGGGUUGAGCGGCGAAGGUCGAAUGCUUUGGGAGGAGGAGGGAGUCGACUUAGGGUUAGGGAGGAGGAGGAUUGA